UCAGAGCAAAUACCAAGAGGUGUUGCGGCGAGAUGGACGUGGGGAAGGACCAAUCUCAUCUGAAGCUCCACCAGAGCUCUGAGCGCCAUCUACAGAAGUCCCAUGCCCCAGGCAUCAUUGGAACCUGGAAUUUGAGAAACAGAGAACUGCUCCGGAAGAGAAAAGCUGAAGUACAGGAGAAGCAGACGUCACAAUGGCUCCUUGGAGAGCACAAAAAACGCAAGUAUCAAAGAAAAGGAAAAGGAAAUCAAAGAGGCCAAAGGAGACAAGAGAACAGAGAGUCUCAGCCACAAUCGGAAAAGGAAAGGGUGCAGGAAGAAUCGGUACCUGCUGAGGAAGAGACUGAGCACCCUGAACCCCGUGUGACCACCGAAGCUCUCCCCUUGCUGGCAUCCUCCACAGAAGCUGAGCCUGCAGAACGCUGUCCUGAGGUACACCAAGAAAGCAUUCAGUGCCAGGACGUAGCCAUAUGGAACCAUUCUCAGACGCAUCAACACGAGCCCAAACCUGAAGGCCGCUCACCUACCACGUGCCAAGAAAUAGCGACACUUCAACAUUCUUCCAAAAUGUGCCGAGACUUGGCUAAACCUGAGGCGCUCUCUCCUAAAAUGUGCCAGGAAACAGCUGUGCCCCAAACCCAUCCGUCCAAAGUACCCCAAGAUAUGACCAAACCUGAGGCGCUCUCUUCUAAAAUGUGCCAGGAGACAGCUGUGCCCCAAACCCAUCCGUCCAAAGUACCCCAAGAUAUGACCGAACCUGAGGCACUCUCUCCUAAAAUGUGCCAGGAAACAGCUGUGCCCCAAACCCAUUAUCCCAAAGAACUCCAAGACACAGCUGGACCUGAGGCAAUCGCUCUUAAAAUGUGCCAGGAACCAACUGUGCUUCAAGAAUAUACUUUGAAAACGUGCCAAGAUGUAGCCACACCUGAAGUCCUCUCUCCUCAAACACAUCAAGAUAUGGCUGUUCCCAAAGCCCUUCCCUGUACAAUACCUGGAGAUGCUGCUGGCUCAGAAGGAUGCUCACCUGAAGCAAUCCCUGAGUCAGAUGUGCCCGAAAGCCAUCCCGAAUCAGUCAGACCAGAGAAAAAUACUUCCCACCCAGACCAAGGAAUGGGUGUGACUGAAGACGUCCUUUCUGAAACCGGAGAAUGCAAUGUGUCUAAAGACUUUUCUACAAACACACACCAAGAAGCAGCCGAAUCUGAAUUCGUUUCUCAUGAGACCUAUGAAGAACUCACUGCGCCUACAGUCUCCUCUCAUAAAACAAUCCAAGAAUCACCUGGGUCUGACAAAUAUCCCCAUGAAACAUGCCAACCAACACCUGGGCUUGAGAACUAUUCACUGGAAAGCUUCCAAGAAGCGGCGGGGCCUGAAGACCUCUCUAUGAAGGCUCGUGAGAACAGGCAUGGGCCAAAAAAUUGCCUUCCAGAAGGAGCUCCGGAAAUAGGUGGGGCCCAGGGGCCGAACCCUGAUGCACACCAGGAUGGGGAGGACUCUUGUACUUUCUCUCAAGAAAUGAAGGAAAGAGCCAAAGCAGAUCAAGAUGCAGAAACUCCAACGGGUCCACAGGGCCCCCAAGAGAACUGUCCAGAAAAUGACAUCUGUGGCUAUGCUCUAUUUUAACAGCGCUCAGUGAGGAAGCUGCAACCCAGCUGAAUACAGCAUGUACAACUUCUGUAUGAAUUUUCUGAAAC
Molecule: messenger RNA, 1693 nt
Organism: Acomys russatus (golden spiny mouse)
Lineage: Eukaryota; Metazoa; Chordata; Mammalia; Rodentia; Muridae
Gene: Hemgn
Product: hemogen
Exons: 4
Coding region: 33-1622 (529 amino acids)
Biological process (GO): regulation of osteoblast differentiation; cell differentiation
Cellular component (GO): nucleoplasm
Source: RefSeq, a predicted model, not a curated record